AUGACCUUCCCCCAACUCGCUCAUCCUUCCCGCUCUCCCCUCAUCCUCCCCACUCUCCCCUCAUCUUCCUUGCUUUCCCCUCAUGCCCCCGUUCUUCCCUCUUGUCCCCGCGCUCCCCUCAUCUUCCCCGCUCUCCUCUCAUCUUCCCCGCUCUCCUCUCAUCUUCCCCGCUCUCCUCUCAUCUUCCCCGCUCUCCCCUCAUCCUCCCCGCUCUCCUCUCAUCUUCCCCGCGCUCUCGUCAUUCCCCCCUCUCUCCCUUCAUCCAACCAGGCCCCCCUUCAUAUUACUGCUGCGCUCUGUUGUUUUCUUCCUUCACGCCCACCCUCAUCUCCCCUUGUCUCACUCUGCUCCCCCUCUCUCCCCAUCCUCCCCUGUUCCCCGCUUUCAGACUCACCCCUCAUCCCCUUCCCCCUCCCAUACCUCAACUUCCCCCCUGGUGAUGCCUCGUCUCCCCCCACCCAUCCCCCUCCCCCCUCUCCCCAUCCACCCUUCAACUCCCUCCCCUCCCCUACCCCCGCUCCCUCAUUUCCCUCGUCUCUCACACCCCCCUCCACUCUUCCACAACCCAGCCACUCAAGCGCGGAAGGGGAUGAGGCGCGGAAAGGGGAUGAGGCGCGGAAAGGGGAUGAGGCGCGGAAAGGGGAUGAGGCGCGGAUUCCCCUGAUUCCCCUCCUUUCCCCCCCUGAUUCCCCUCCUUUCCCCCCUUCCUUCACCUCCUUACCCCCCUUGCUUCCCCUCCUUUCCCACCCUGCUUCCCCUCCUUUCCCACCCUGCUUCCCCUCCCUUCCCCCCUUGCGUCCCCUCCUUUCCCCCCUUGCUUCCCCUCCUUUCCACCCCUUCUUUCCCCUCCUUUCCCCCCCUGAUUCCCCUCCUUUUCCCCCUUCCUUCGCCUCCUUUCCCCCUUGCUUCCCCUCCUUUCCCCCUCUGCUUCCUCUCCUUUUCCCCCCUUGCUUCCCCUCCUUUCCACCCCUGCUUCCCCUCCUUUUCCCCCCUGAUUCCCCUCCUUUCCCCCCUUCCUUCACCUCCUUACCCCCAUUGCUUCCCCUCCUUUUCCCCAUUGCUUCCCCUCCUUUCUGCCCCUGCUUCCCCUCCUUUCCCACCCUGCUUCCCCUCCCUUCCCCCGUUGCGUCCCCUCCUUUCCCACCGUGCUUCCCCUCCCUUCCCCCCUUGCGUCCCCUCCUUUCCCCCCUUGCUUCCCCUCCUUUCCACCCCUUCUUCCCCUCCUUUCCCCCCCUGAUUCCCCUCCUUUUCCCCCUUCCUUCGCCUCCUUUCCGCCUUGCUUCCCCUCCUUUCCCCCUCUGCUUCCUCUCCUUUCCCCCCUUGCUUCCCCUCCUUUCCCCCUCUGCUUCCUCUCCUUUCCCCCCCUGCUUCCCCCCCUUUCUCCCCUUGCUUCCCCUCCUUUCCACCCCUGCUUCCCCUCCUUUCCCCCCCUGA
Messenger RNA from Closterium sp. Naga37s-1, 1434 nucleotides. NCBI's taxonomy places the organism in Eukaryota, Viridiplantae, Streptophyta, Zygnematophyceae, Desmidiales, Closteriaceae. The record is from the annotation of a GenBank genome assembly.